Messenger RNA from Candida albicans SC5314, 2991 nucleotides. It is a transcript of the gene PRP22, whose product is annotated as DEAH-box ATP-dependent RNA helicase. Gene Ontology annotation, biological process: spliceosomal complex disassembly. Gene Ontology annotation, molecular function: RNA binding; ATP binding. The record is from RefSeq and is a predicted model, not a curated record. The transcript has a single exon. The coding region runs from base 1 to 2991 and encodes 996 amino acids. Gene Ontology annotation, cellular component: catalytic step 2 spliceosome; intracellular anatomical structure. Lineage: Eukaryota; Fungi; Ascomycota; Pichiomycetes; Serinales; Debaryomycetaceae.
AUGGCACAACCUACUACCCAACUCCUAUCCAUAGUCCAGAAACAUUUGGAUCUUCCUCAAGAUGAUGAAAAUGUGGUGCUAAUUGCAAAGUUCUUAGUGAACUUGCAUGGAAACUCGACACUUGAGGAGUUUAAAAAAGUUGUCAAAGAAAAUGGAGGUGACGAAUUUGAAGAUGAGUUUAUAAAAGAAGUUUACAACGAAAUAUCACCGCCACCACCACAGGUGGGCAAAAUAUAUUCUGGUGUAGUACAAAGCGUGACCAACUACGGGGCCUUUAUCAAGAUAGAAGGUACAUCGGGUCUAUGCCACAUCUCACAAAUGUCAUUUGAUGGAUCAAGAGUUGAGUCUACCAACGUCCUAGCACCAAACCAAAAGGUAUUUGUAAAGGUCAUCGACAUUCAAACGCAUGCCAAUAGAAUAUCUUUAUCAAUGCGAGGAAUAAACCAGAAUACUGGACACGAAGAGCCCAUCCCACAACGGGGAAGACACCAAGAACGACAGCCCAGACCAAAACGAAAGUUGACUUCUCCAGAACGUUGGGAAAUACGCCAGCUCAUCAGUUCCGGCGCAGUAUCUGCAGACGACUACCCAGAGUUGGAUCAGGAAGAAGACACACAAACAGAAUCAGAAAAGACAGAUAAUUUACACAUCGAAUUGAACGAUAAGAAACCUGAUUUCUUAAAAGGUGUCAAAGUCACCAAGGACUUUCCCGAUACCACCCCCAUUCCCGUCAACCAGCUGGGACCACUAACCAAAUCAGCCCAGCGAGGAUCCAAGUUUGCCAGAGACUUUAAGGAAGAAAAGUUUAAACAGAAAAAGCAAAGGGAAAAAGAAGAAAAAAUACAGUCGGAAUUGUCAGAUCCAUUAUUUCAAACAUCAGAACCGGUAAAGAACUCCGACCUCGAUCCAGAUACUGAAUCAUUCAUCUCAAAAUGGAAGAAAUCAAACAAGACCGAAACGUUUGGGAAACGGACAAGUCUUCCAAUACAGGAACAGCGACGCAUGUUGCCUGUGUAUGCCAUGCGAUCACAAUUACUUGAGGCUAUACGCGAUAACCAGUUUGUAGUUAUUGUCGGAGAAACUGGUUCAGGGAAAACCACCCAAAUUGUUCAAUACAUCUACGAAGAGGGAAUGAACAAGGUCGGUGGACAGACCAAAUUGAUAGGGUGUACCCAACCAAGAAGAGUUGCUGCAGAGUCGGUGGCGAAAAGGGUGUCAGAAGAAGUUGGCUGCAAGCUUGGAGAUACUGUUGGUUACACCAUUAGGUUUGAAGAUGUAACCAGUGAAAACACCGUAAUCAAAUACAUGACCGAUGGUAUGUUGGAACGUGAGGCAUUGAAUGACCCAAAUAUGAACCGGUACUCAGUAAUCAUGCUAGAUGAAGCCCACGAAAGAACCAUUGCCACUGAUGUUUUAUUUGCGUUGUUAAAAAAUGCCGCCAAACAAAACCCCAACUUAAAAGUAAUUGUCACUUCUGCAACCUUGGAUUCAAACAAAUUUUCCCGAUACUUUAACAACUGUCCAAUUAUAACCAUUCCAGGAAGGACGUUCCCGGUAGAGGUAUUGUACACCAAGGCACCAGAAAUGGAUUACCUUGCUGCAGCACUAGAGUCAGUCAUACAAAUCCACGUUUCAGAACCUGCGGGCGAUAUCCUAGUAUUCCUAACUGGUCAAGAGGAAAUCGAAACAAGCUGUGAGGCACUACAUGAGAGAAUGAAAUUGUUAGGCGAAAAUAUUCCUGAGCUAAUUAUCCUUCCUGUAUACUCAGCACUCCCUUCCGAAAUGCAAACACGUAUUUUUGAGCCAACUCCACCUGGUUCAAGAAAAGUGAUAUUGGCAACAAACAUCGCUGAGACGUCGAUCACUAUUGACGGAAUAUACUAUGUCGUUGACCCGGGGUUUGUUAAAAUUAACAUGUACGACUCCAAAUUGGGUAUGGAUUCAUUGAGGGUAACACCAAUCAGCAAGGCCCAGGCAAACCAGCGUAGUGGUAGAGCAGGGAGAACUGGUCCGGGGAAAUGUUAUAGAUUAUACACCGAACAAGCAUACGAAAAGGAAAUGAUACCAAACACUAUCCCAGAAAUACAGCGACAAAAUUUGUCGCACACCAUUUUAAUGUUGAAGGCAAUGGGCAUUCACGAUCUCGUAAACUUUGAAUUCAUGGACCCACCAUCUACCACCACCAUGCUUACUGCGCUAGAGGAUUUGUAUAUUCUUGAUGCAUUAGACGACGAUGGGAACUUGACAACUUUGGGAAGAAAAAUGGCAGAUUUACCGAUGGAGCCGGCACUAGCCAAAACAUUGAUCCAAUCCGUUGAAUACGAGUGCACGGAAGAGAUCUUGAGUAUUGUUGCCAUGUUGUCGGUGCAAACAAUAUUUUAUAGACCUAAAGAUAAACAGGCAUUGGCUGACCAACGGAAAAGUCGGUUCCACCACUCUUUGGGAGAUCACUUGACGUUGCUAAAUGUAUUUCAGCUGUGGUGCCGCAACAACUACAGCAAAACAUGGUGUCGGGACAAUUUCAUACAGGAAAGAAGUAUGCGUCGAGCUAUGGAGGUAAGAAAACAGUUAAAGCUGAUUAUGCAGCGGUUUGGAUACAAGACCAUGUCGUGUGGUAAUGACGUGGACCGGGUAAGGCGGACCUUCUGCUCAGGGUACUUUAAAAAUUCGGCCAAACGGCAAGAAGGCGAAGGGUACAAAACAUUAAAUGAAAACACAUUGGUAUAUUUGCACCCGUCUUCAUCUCUCUACGGCAAGAAACCACAGUAUGUUAUCUACCAUACAUUAUUGCUUACAUCAAAAGAGUAUAUGCAUUGUGUAUCGAUCAUAGACCCCAACUGGCUUUACGAACUUGCACCCAAAUACUUUAGACCCGCGGAUGCUAAAACCGUGCAAGAAAUCAAAAAGAAACAAAAAAUAGUGCCGUUAUUUUCUCGACAAAAGAAAGAUAAUUGGCGACUCAGUUCCCAUCGCCCAGCUAAAAGAAGAUAG